AUGGAAGGGAAGAUGUUCAGAUCAUCAUCGUCGUCGUCGUCAUCAAACAUUAAAGGGUCGUCUAAGAAGAAGUUGUCAAGCAAGAAGCUUGGGAGGUUUCUGAAAGAACAGAGAGCAAGACUUUACAUUGCAAGAAGAUGCAUCAAUGAGAAGCUCAUUAGUUGCAUGGAAGAUGGGAGGUUUAAGGGAAGAGUUUCAACUUGCAAGAGGGUGGCAAUUUAG
Messenger RNA from Oldenlandia corymbosa var. corymbosa, 222 nucleotides. The record is from the annotation of a GenBank genome assembly. NCBI's taxonomy places the organism in Eukaryota, Viridiplantae, Streptophyta, Magnoliopsida, Gentianales, Rubiaceae.